This is a messenger RNA of Phytophthora infestans T30-4, 1917 nucleotides long. Its product is annotated as glucosylceramidase, putative. Lineage: Eukaryota; Oomycota; Peronosporomycetes; Peronosporales; Peronosporaceae. The transcript is spliced from 2 exons. The record is from RefSeq and is a predicted model, not a curated record. The coding region runs from base 1 to 1917 and encodes 638 amino acids. Gene Ontology annotation, molecular function: glucosylceramidase activity. Gene Ontology annotation, biological process: glucosylceramide catabolic process.
AUGGCAACAGAUUUCACGGAGUAUGGCACAAGUUCGCUCGCAAGUGAUGAGCGUUUGAGUGCUCGCUCUGCUGCUCGACGCAAAUGGAUCAGAUGGGGGCUCAUUAGCGCCUCCACGGGUAUCAUUCUGGCUGGGAUGGUGGUGUUGGGGGUCACUUCUCACUCGGUGGAGUCGAUUAUAGCCACCGCUACCCCCGAUGAAGGUGACAUCCAGUGCUUCCAGAGCUCUUACAUCGAUAACGUGACCAACAUAAUGACACCGAUCAAAGGCCUCAAGUGGAAGUAUGGGGGCACGAAGGACACGGAAUCGUUCAUCUCCAUCGACGUGGACACCAUGUUCCAGGAGAUCAUGGGCUUUGGCGGUGCAUUCACGGAGGCGGCAGCGCUGCAGUUCCACAAACUACCGAAAGACAAACAAGAGGAGGUGCUAACGCUCUACUUCGACAAGAGCAAGGGCAGUGCGUAUAGCUUCGGCCGUGUGCCCAUGGGGUCCUAUGCUAUCAAACGCGCGUUAAAACAUCGAUCCGAUAUGAAAUUGGUUCUCGUGCCGUGGAGUCCUCCUGCUUGGAUGAAGCGAUCCGGCUCCUCAUACAGUGCUAGUAUGCUGGGGUCAGUGAAGCCAGUCGGACUGAGAGAUGACAUGAGAGCUCCUUGGGCUCUGUACUUCUCCAAGUUCAUCACUGCAUACAAGAAGUAUGGCAUCAACUUCUGGGGGGUGUCGCCACAGAAUGAACCAGAGUUCAACGCGCCAUGGGAAGCUUGUAUGUACAAUCCAGAGUAUGAAGCUGAGUUCAUUGGCGAGUUCUUAGGUCCUGUACUUGAACGUGACCACCCUGAGCUCACCCUUAUGGCGUUCGACCACAACCGCGUCAGUGUUAGUCGAUGGGCGGAUGUGAUCUACAACCACCCAACUGCCAGUAAGUACGUCGAUGGCAUCGCCUUCCAUUGGUACGAGGACGGAGGUGAUCGAUACAUGGACGGGGUGGAUUAUCCUGAACACUUGAACGACACCCACUUCAUCAAUCAGAGUCGCUUCAUGCUCAGCUCAGAGAGUUCCAGCUGUCCUGGGGUCGCAGUCGGCGAGGAAGCCUGGUUCCGAGGCCAGCGCUACGGUCACAACAUUCUGUCGGAUCUGAGCAAUUACGCUGCUGGAUGGAUCGAUUGGAACUUGAUCCUCGACCACACGGGCGGUCCGAAUCAUAAGGGCAACGUCUGCGAUGCUGCCAUUAUCGUGACUGAAAGUGGAGACGACUAUUUCGUCCAACCAAUGUACUAUUUCAUCCAGCACUUCUCCAAGUUCAUCCCGCCAGGAUCUCGACGUGUCAAGACGAAAGUUGCAGCUCGAUUCGCCAAAGCUGGCGAUGCUCAGCUCUUCGUUCACUAUCAAUCUUCUCUUGACAGUUGCGAUGGAAGUUCACGACAGACGAUCCACAGAACGGAAGACAACAAGAUCCAGGUAACGGGGACACCACUCUGUCUGGACUUGGUGAACACUCCGACUGGAGGCCAUGAAGUCCGCUUGGUGGAGUGUCAGUGGACUCCGCAGACGUGGACUUUUGAGAAGGAGACUCAGCGUAUCCGUAUCGAAGACUACUGUCUGUCGCUGAAUCAUGGAUCGACGGAGGACGGCGUGCGUAUCACGACGGAUAAGUGCAAGGAUGAGGUGACUACGCACCAGCAGUGGGCAUUCCACGCGGAGGACGGAACGAUGCGCUCACAUGCGUCGACUUCAGACCAAUGCGUGACGGCGGGCUACUCGUUCGUGCAAGCAGUAGCAUUUGUGGCGCCCCAGAACCGCAAGGUUCUCGUGGUGUUGAAUGAGAACACAGAGCCGGCAGACUUCCAGGUGCAGGCCGGCAAUGCAGUGCUGAACACGACAAUCGCCCCGGGUGCCAUCCGCACGUAUGUCUGGGCUUAA